UAACACCUCAAACAACAAAGAGCUUAGCUAGCCAUGCAAGAUUGUGGGGAGAGCAUGGAUGGAAUCAUUAUCUCCUUAAUUCGAUAGAGCUUUGACUUUUUUCAUGAGUCAAAGUUGUUCUAUAACUGAAUUUUGAGCACCUAUUUUAUAUUACAAGAGAGAGGGGGGUUUUCUAGUCUUUUUCAUUCUAAUGUCGGCCAAAACCUUCAUUGUCCUAAUUGGAGUUGGUUUCCUUCAACUUGUGGACAAAGUACCUUGCUAAGGAAGGUUUCUAGAAGCUAGGGCACGAGCAACGGUAGGGCGGCGAUUGUGACCACCAUUCUUAUUCUUCGUGGGCUGGACUCCUUGGCCCCUGGACGAAAUCUUCUCAUCAUUUGGAUGCAUCUUGACCAAGUUUCCUCCAACGUCAGUUGGACCAGUUGCUAGGCCACAGUUGAUUUCUGCUUCUGCUUGGACUGAGUCUUCUCCUACUAAGAUUUUCUUCGACUCAUAUCGUGGUUAAUAGCAGGCCUCUCCGUCAUUGGGCCUCAUCUUUAUCAUGAAAGCUUCAUGUUAUCCUCUUUAUAGCUCCUUCGGUUCUCUAGAGUUCUUCAGUGCUCAAUUCAAAUUUCCUUAUGCUACUUUGUACCUUGAAAAUCAUUAAAACAUACCAAGAAGGCAUCAAGGAUGUGGUUCUUGAGGAUGAAUUCAUUGUCGAGCCAAGGUUGAGUCCGACAGGAAGUUGAAUGUCCAUCUCUCACACUCCAGAUUGUUUCUCUUUUCAUCAUCAACAUCGCCUUGAGUAUUGCUUUCCAGAAACUCGAGUGGUUACUCAUCUUCAUCAAAACAAUGGAUCCGUUUUUAUGUUUAAAGUAUUUUCCUUGAAGCCUGCACCCAAACCUAUGAUUAAUUGUUAAACCAAUAUGAUCAUAUACAUCAUAUUCAAAUUCCUCGAUGAUAUCAGCCUUAACCAUCAUUGGUCCUUGGGGUUACACUGUGUGUUCCAAGAGACAAGAUGGGUCUUCCAAUCACCUACUUUUCAUGUUAUUGCAUUACAAACUGGGGUUGGGAGUUGCCUAGUUUGCAUUGCAUAAGGCAGAAUGAUAUUAAGAAUUGAGGUUGCUAAGGUAACUCUUCUAGCAAUGGAAAGAUUUUUUUGCCUUUCCACGUACUGAGUUUGUUAUCAAUCUUUUCAAAGAUGUACUUGAAGGUGUUCUUCGACAAUCUACCAUGUAAGACAUACAUCCUUACAUAUUUUCCUAGGGCGGAUGUAGAUAGCAUAUCAAGGGUAAGGAAAGUUUCUUUCCUAUCAAACAUUUUGACAUUCUCAAAGAAAAAAAAUCAAACACAAUAUCCUUACUAAUAAAUGCAUGUGAAGCCACACAUAACUCUUAAAUGCAUUCAACGAUUAUAUAUGCUUGUCUCAAGUUAGCUUCCGUAAACAAAACUAAGUUAUUGACGAAGAAGAUAUGGGAGAGGGGGGCCUCCAACAGAAAGAUUCACAGGAAUCCAGUUUCCAAAGUUAAACUCUUUUUUCAUAUAACCUCUCAAUGCAUAAAGUGAGUAGAUAGGGUGAGAAUGAACAUCCUUGUCCGAGACCUCUGUUUGAUGUGAAUGUCUCAGUUUCUCCUUUGUUCUAAAGAAAUUGCAGCUUUAUUGUGGUCAUGCAGCUCAUAAUAAUUCACACAAUACUCUUAGAGAGGCCAUCAACGCGUAACGUUUCUUCAAGGAACUCACAGUCAUUUCUAUCUAGGCUUUUGCAAGGUCUGUCUUCAAUAACAUGUGACUCUUCUUUCCUAACUUAUUCGACAUCGAAUGAACAAUUUCAUGCAAAAUAAGUAUGUUAUCCAUAAUGUGGUGAUUCGGAACAAAUCUCAACUGAUUAGGGCGCACUAAAUCAGGCAUGGGAAUUUUCAAUAAAUCCAACAAAAUGUAUUAUAUCAUUCUUCUUUAACUUAUUGUUCUUGCAAAACCGAUAAGUUUUUGGAUUCCUCUCAUUCAAGAGCUCUAUGGUUAGGAGCUCGCUAAAGAGUUUCCUUUCCUUUUGGAAAAUGUUUCCUAAAAUCUCCUUGUUCCAUUUUGGAGUUUGACAGCUAGGUUCGAGAGAAAAAGGAUAUCGUAAUCACCAUUCCAGGACUAAGCGAUAAAAGGGUGAAAAUCCUCAUGAGCAAGCCACGAAGCUAGAAAAUGAAAUGUCUCGACCAUUUGUUAUUAUUAUUAUUAUUAUUUUUGGGUGGUGGUGGGGGGUGGGGGAUUUCAUUGCCUGCUAAGAUGAGUCGAUUGUAGGACUUUAGCUUUGUUUGGUGGAAGUUGACAAAAUCAGGAAACUGUUGCUGCCAUACAGGUUACAUAAGCUACAAUUCAAUGACUCAUUUAUGCAAGAAGUCCUAGUGAACCAAGUGAUUUAGGGCUUGUGUACUUCAAGUCAAUCAACCCACAAUCUUUAAUGAAUUCGUUAAAAGCAUGAGUCUUUGCCGGAUUGAAAGAAGAUCCUUCUUGUUUCUAUGAAAGGGCAAAAAUGGAGUGGAGGUCCCCAACGAGUGGUCGUGGUACUCUCAUAUGAAGCACCUCGCUCGUAUUCAUUUUGACUUACAUAGACAAUCAUGACAAUGCAAACUUACUUUGUCGCCUAGGAACAUUGAGAUGGAGGAAUUGUUUUAUGGCAGACGAGUGAUUUCAUGUUCAGGUCAAUUUUGUUCCAAAGCACUCAGAUCCCUCUAGUGAAUCCAGAGGCAUCCAAAACUUCCCAAGAUUCAAAUCCCGAGGUUUUGAUUAUCGCAGUAGUCUCUUUCCCGUUAACAUGACGCAGAAGGAUACGCACCACUUUCACACGAUGAGUAGCUGUAUAAAACUCGAAGUUUGGAUGAAAAUUUGGACGUUUCGCACCCGUGCAAUUCCAGGAGAAGAAGUUACGUAUUGAAAUUGAUUAGAGGAUUCUUAAAAUAGAAAUCAAAAGAAAACAUGGCAUGGGAUAUGAUUCUUGGGAAGUUUCGAUAUAUUGGUUCCAAAAUAGAAUCAAAAGAAGAAUGGAUACUAUGGUUGCUUGUGGAAAGCACUUGUUGCUCUCUUUUCCUUGUGUACUCAAUGGGGUGGCAACGGCAGCCCAUGCCAUGUUUUCUUCUCUUUUCAUUUUCUUGGACCAUCUCUUUUCAUUUCAAUCAGCUCCUCUUAUCACUUUUACGUGGUCGACCUUGGAUCAGAUAUUACGCCACACGAUUCCCACUAUAAAUUUGCCUCUCAUCCCUUUGCCCCUUUCCUCUCCCUCGACUCAUUUUCUCCACUUCCAAACCAAAACCACUGAAGAAAAGAAACCAUCAUCACAACAAUGGCGGAAGACUCAAAUUUGCCUCAUAAGCUAGCUUCUCUCCCCAUGAUUCAUGGUGUCGAAGAAGGUGUUGCCGAGCUAGUGUGGGAAAGUGGCCAACCUCUGGCCCGGCAUCCAAGCCGCAGCCGCCCUUCUCAGCUCCACAGAUUGAAACGCCCCAGAUUGGGAUUCGGAGCCAAUGAUCUGACGGGUUUCGAGCCCCACGUCGUUCCACAGUACAGAGACCUUGACCACCAUCAUCCAUCUUCAGGGGAAGCAGCAGCAUUCAAUAAUGAGCUCGUACCCAAAGUCCCCGAUUACCAAUUCAACCUUGGAUGGGGACCGUUCGCUCAAAUGCUCAUGGACAAUCCGAGCCCCCAGCAGCAGCAGCAGCAGGGCACUCAUAGUUGUUCCACGGAUUCGACAAAUUGUCCCAAUUCGAGUUCAAGGCUCGAUCUGCUGACGAAGAGCAGCAAUGGAGGGAAGAGCAGCAUUCCUGUCGAGUCGACUCUGGUGGAGAGUGGGUCGAAAAGUGUCAAGCGAUUCGACUUGUUGGCGCCACCGGACGAGCAAUCGGAAGCUGUUUCUCGUGACAGUGACACCAGAGCCAAGCGGGCGAAGAUUGAGGCGAAUGCGGCCGCCGGCGGGGAUGAAAACCCUGAUCACAGAAAAGAGUCGGCGUGCUGCUCACUUGCUGCAUCCAAUGAUUUCGAGCGUCUGAAGAAUACCCACCACGAGGAUACCACCGAGACGGCACAACGAGGCAGGAAGAAGAAGAGGCGAUCUGCAGAAGUUCACAACCAGUCUGAGAAGCGACGAAGAGCGAAAAUCAAUAAGAAAUUGCAGGUGCUGCAAGAUAUGAUACCCAAUGCGAACAAGAUAGACAAAGCAUCGUUGCUGGAUGAGGCAAUUGAGUAUAUGAAAGGGCUUCAGCUUCAAUUACAGAUAAUGGCAAUGGGGAGGGGCCUUAUGAUGCAGCCAAUGAUGUUACCUGGAUUCCAAGCUCCUCAAAUGGCACAACCUCCAACUAUGGGGAUGGGGAUGGCAAUGGGGAUGAAUACGCAUAUGGGUCUUGGCUGCAAUCCAACUCCGCUCUCCAAUUCACCGCUGCUUGGCUUUCCGGGACAAAUGCUACCUUUGACAAUGCCACAGCUGCAGCCAUUCAGUGCCAUGCCUACUGGAGGGUCUUCCUCCAAACCCUCCAUUCCUAUGCCUGCAAUGGAACUCAUGGGAUCUGCUCCUUUUCUGGGUACAAGAGAUGCUACAUUUCAGGGCACUAACCCUGAAAUGCUGAAUAUGGAAGACCAGAAAGAUGGGUAAAGUGCCUCUCUGCCGGUUUGCCCGGCUGUGACGAAUCAAUAGGCACUUCCCAUGGAUUGAAAGGUGUAAUUAUCUUCUCUAACAUCGAGUAGCCUUUGCCAAACUGAUGGAAAUGUGGAUAGGUUUCAACAAAUGCAGAGAGGCUUCUGCCUGCUGCGUGUUUCUCGAUCUUCAGUUUUCUUACUGAACAACUGAAUCCUCGGCGAAAGGAUCUGGGACUGGCAAAAGAAAUCAAAGAGAUCUCCCUACGAAUUGUUGAUCAUCAUCGAUGAAGAAAUCAAGGAUUCUGCCUGAGCAGCCAAGGAGCAAAUCCUUUAUGGCCUUGGAUUUCUGUGUACACCUCCAGGAAAAGAGACCUAUAAAAGACUUGUUCAGGACUGCAUUUCUUUGCCCCGACAGAGACCUACCAUCUCAGUAUCUGAACAAUCAAGAUGGCCACGAUCUCUGGCAAAAUACAAGUUAGAGCAGAUAGUUUAUUGUAUCAAUAUCGUUGAUGUAUAAGACUCAGUGUAAGUAAAUCUAACAAGCUCAGUGUAAGUAAAUCUAACAAGCUCGUUCGAUAGGAAAAAAAGGCUCAUUGUAGAACUAUUAUAUGCAUAUCUGAACACAUCUUACGCACACAAUGAAGAUCAUACUCAACU
Molecule: messenger RNA, 5244 nt
Organism: Linum trigynum
Lineage: Eukaryota; Viridiplantae; Streptophyta; Magnoliopsida; Malpighiales; Linaceae
Source: the annotation of a GenBank genome assembly